AUGAUCACAGGACAGAAAGCAUCUACAAAAUCUUCUAAAUCACUUGCCUUAUCAAUAUCAUCAUCAUCGUCAACAACAUCAUCAUCAACAACAUCAGUUGUCACCAAGAGUUUCCUAGUACUACCACUACAUUUGUUUCUCAUUUUCAUGACGACUGCAGUAGCCCCCGCCCGCGGCUUGGCCGUCAUUAAAGAAGAACUACAGGGCAUUGCUGUGGCACAUAAUUGGCCAUGUCCCGAUCGAAAGAAUAAUCAUUUGCAACCCCGUCACAUUGAAGAAUUCGAGCUAGACUCGGUGGAACAAAACGGCACGGAAGCAUCCUACUUUGCCACCUUGUUUCUACGAUUUGCCCGGGUCAUUUGCAAGGCCGAUUGUGUGGUGCGGAAGGAACUAUUUGAAACAUGGGCCAUGGCAUUGCACGUCCAUGAUCACUUUCCAGAUGUUCUGCGUUUUGCCGACAUGGCCAGUGGACAUGGCCUACUGAGUUGGGCCUUGCUACUUCUCAAUGAAAACCGAACGGGGAUUUGCGUGGAUGUGCGAAUGCCCAAAUCGGCGGAAAAGCUGCGGGAUGCCUUUUGCGCAGAAUGGCCACAUCUGGAGGACCGAUGGGAUUUUGUAGAAGGCAAAUUGGAAUACGUCGAACCAGCUCCAUCGACUCUCAUUGUGGGAGUUCAUUGCUGUGGACCGCUCAGCGAUAAGGUCGUGGAGUUGGCCAUCAAGGGCAAGUCGCCCUUGGCAUUGGUCCCAUGUUGCCAUACAAACAAGCAUUUGAGCAAAGAGCAACGACAAGAUAUUUUGAAACAGUCUUGGACUCUAGCCGAUUGGAUUGACAAGCAUCGAAUCGAUCGUUUGGAAGAAGCCAAGUUCGAGGUCGUCGAAGGGACCAUUCCCAAAGUCUUUACUCCAAAGAAUCGCAUCAUCUUGGCCACGCCACCCCCGGUACCUGACAAUUUGAUUACCACCGUAUGGAAGGAAACCAAGAAGGUACCAGUGAAUUCCUCCGAAGAGUCGAAAAUGGAACAAAAGCAACAGGAUGCGCCCGAGGAGGAUACAUCCCUUCCACCACCCCAAUCCAUUAUUGAUAACGAGGCCAUCUGUCGGAUCCCAUUUGGAUUGCCCGCAUUUGCAAUUCCAAUUGCAGACAUCCCCUCUUCUCACGAAUCCAUUCGAAGGAUUAGUGGUCGGGACGCUGCCAAUCUGCGCAAGGGACAUCCAAGAACCUUGAGUUUGUCCCUCUUUCAACCACCAAGUCCAGAGGCCUUGACACCAGAUCAAGUAGCCACAGUCGCCAAUGCUCUGGAUGAGAACGUUUGUGUCUGGGGCAGUUAUGUGGACAAGGAGGGAUUCAUAUACAAGGAUGGUCGAAUGUGCCGGACCUACCGACUUACGUAUCGGAAAAAGGGAGAAGAGGUAUUGAACAAAGCAGAGGCCAAGGAACUACACAUUCAAUUAUGCCACAAGAUUGAAGAAGUGUAUCCAGGUUCACAAGUAAGACAGUUUCCAAGAUAG
Cylindrotheca closterium is the source of this 1509-nucleotide messenger RNA. NCBI's taxonomy places the organism in Eukaryota, Bacillariophyta, Bacillariophyceae, Bacillariales, Bacillariaceae. The record is from the annotation of a GenBank genome assembly.